GUUGAUUUCUUGGCAAUGACCACUACGCCUUGGCAGGCUGGCACGAACCGUUGGGAUGAAUGUAAACGGCGAUACGAGAAUUUAUUUACAAUCAGUGGGGGCAGCUCAUUUGUCACCUGCGUAUCCAACCGCAGAUCCACUCACACCCAAGAUAGGCUGGCCCGAUGCGGGUCCGCCAUGUCAAUCCUACCCAUAGUUGAUUGACAAAGUGACCAGCGGACAUAUAUAAAGGAAUAGCAACCUUUCCUUUUCAUACAAUCCCCUUCACAAAAAUGGCUAUUCAAACACUUCCAGCCUCAACUCAAAUACUUGUUGUCGGCGGCGGACCCGCAGGAAGUUACGCUGCUGCUGCUUUGGCUCGAGAAGGUUUUGAAGUCACUCUUCUCGAAGCUGUGAAUUUCCCUCGAUACCAUAUUGGCGAGAGCCUGCUCCCCUCGGUCCGCCCUUUCUUAGCAUUUAUCGAUGCAGAGGAAUCUAUCAAGAACUACGGGUUCACGGUUAAGCCUGGUGCUGCAGCCAAGUUGAAUCAGUUCAAGCGAGAAGGAUAUACAGAUUUCAUUACGCUAGACCCAAACAAUGGGUCUUGGAACGUGAUUCGAUCAGAAUUCGACGAUUUGCUAUUUCGUCAUGCUUCGAAGUGUGGCGCAACUGUGUUCGACAACACCAGAGUCACUGAACUUCAGUUCGAGGGCGAAAGACCUGUUUCAGCCAACUGGAAGAACGCCAGCACUGGAAUAGAGGGCCGUAUCUCUUUCACCUACCUAGUUGAUGCGUCAGGAAAGAACGGGAUCAUGUCCACAAAGUAUCUCAAGAACAGACGCUAUAAUCAGGCCCUCAACAACGUUGCUUGCUGGGGAUACUGGGAUGGAACCGGGUGUUACAUGCCAGGUACCACUCGCCAGAAUGCUAUCUGGGUCGAAGCACUUGAAGAUGAGUCUGGAUGGGCUUGGUUCAUCCCUCUUCACGAUGGAUCUACAUCUGUGGGAAUUGUGAUGGAUCAAGAGUCAAGCACCCGUAAAAAGAAGGCUUCCCGUGCGACUGCAGGAGAAUCUCGCUCAAAUCUUCUGAUUCAUUAUAAGGAAGAAUUAAGCAGAGCUCCUGGAGUCCUCAAAUUGAUCGGAAAGGGCACUCUUCGCAACCACGGUACUUCAGAAGCUGUGAAAUCUGCCAGCGAUUUUAGCUACUCUGCUCCCUCUCAUGCCGGGGAUCAUUUCCGCCUGGCGGGGGAUGCUGGAGCGUUCAUUGAUCCAUUCUUCUCCUCUGGUGUCCAUUUGGCCUUCACAGGAGGACUUUCGGCUGCUAUCACGAUCGCCGCGUCGAUCCGAGGACUCUGCAGUGAAGAGGAUGCCCAACGUUGGCACACCUCAAAAAUUGCCACGUCUUACACGAGGUUUCUUAUCGUCGUCCUUGGGAUCUAUAAACAGAUCCGCAAUCAGACUAUGCCAGUCAUGAGCGACGUGGACGAAGACAAUUUUGACAGAGCCUUUGAUCUCAUUAGGCCGGUGAUUCAAGGAACAGCAGAUGUUGGAAAGGCGUUAACAGAAAACGAACUCCAGAAAACUAUGGACUUCUGUCGUCAUCUAUUUGCACCGACUGAUCCCGAGAUGCAUUCUGCAGUCAAAGCUAGAUUGGAUCCUGCUCUAACAUCCCCAGACGCACCCGUCAUGACAGAAUGCGACAUCGACCGCCUGCUCGGCGAGGCUGAUGAGGAAGCUAAGAUUGUUUUGAGUGAGAUCAACGCGCGAAAGCCCAUUCAUUCGAUGUACAACCCCACGGAGAACUUUGGUGUCGAGCAACACUUUGGUUUCAAAGCUGUCUUGGAACGAGGCAAAUUGGGUCUGGUGACUGCUUAG
Suillus clintonianus is the source of this 1853-nucleotide messenger RNA. RefSeq names its product putative halogenase. The transcript has 12 exons. Gene Ontology annotation, molecular function: monooxygenase activity. Lineage: Eukaryota; Fungi; Basidiomycota; Agaricomycetes; Boletales; Suillaceae. The coding region runs from base 273 to 1853 and encodes 526 amino acids. The record is from RefSeq and is a predicted model, not a curated record.